This is a messenger RNA of Betta splendens (Siamese fighting fish), 3357 nucleotides long. RefSeq names its product polypeptide N-acetylgalactosaminyltransferase 9 (gene galnt9). The coding region runs from base 742 to 2556 and encodes 604 amino acids. NCBI's taxonomy places the organism in Eukaryota, Metazoa, Chordata, Actinopteri, Anabantiformes, Osphronemidae. The record is from RefSeq and is a predicted model, not a curated record. Gene Ontology annotation, cellular component: Golgi apparatus. The transcript is spliced from 11 exons.
AGAAACAAAGAUGGACUGACGGAGCGCGAACGGAGCGAAGGACACGGAGAGAGAGAGAGAGAGAGAGAGAGAGAGAGAGAGAGAGCGGGGACGCCGCCUUCUUUGAGAAGCGUGCGCAUAUUCUAUGGACAUAAGCUGCUCGGGUUCAUAUUCGCAGCGCGGGACGGGUCGAGCGAGCACAACGCCGAUGAAUACGGAGAUGCCGGAGCGGAGCGGCGAUUGCGGGAGGAUGCGCGGAUGCGAGCGGUCGUUGCACUGCACCUCCAGCGGGAGAGACGACGCACGUCGGGGUUAAAGGAGCGGGCGACUUAUCACGUUGCAGAAGCGACAUGUCUUGCCACCGCCGUGGGCUGAGCGCGGCAGGACGGAUGCCCCCCCCCGGCGUCGUCCCUCGCCCAUAAUAUGUAGCUCGAGCGACGGCGGAGCGCGUGCAGCUGUUUGUCGGCUCGUCGAGCACGUCGGAGCGUCGCCGCUGAGCCGGAGUCGCGCAGCCCCGGGCGCCAGGAGCGUUCCCCACGUCGAACUUCCCCGCGACGGCGCGCGCGAGCGCGCAGCCCCCCUGAGCUGUCCGCGGUGCUGAACGCAUCGGCUCCCCGCGACUUGCCCCCUUUCUACCCCCCUCCUCCUUCCAGCGAGCACGGAAAUCUGCCUCGUGCGCCGCUCGGCGAACGUGGCGACGCAGGCCACCGCACACGGACAGCUGCCGGGCUUGACUGAGUCAGCCGCACCGCACUCUCGUUCAUGGCUGUGGCACGCAAAAUCAAAACUUUGCUGACCGUCAACAUCUUGGUGUUCGUGGGGAUUAUUCUGUUCUCGGUGUACUGCAGGAUCCAGGACCGCUCCGAGGAGCUCAUCCAGAUUGGGCGUUUUUCUGACCAGAGGCUGCGAGCCCGGAAUGGCAAAGUUUCCAACUUGGUGGACAGACAGUCUAUUCUCCAGAGGCUGGAGAGGCUGGAGGACGUGGUCUACAACCAGUUGAACGGUUUGGCGAAGCCCAUGGGGCUGGUGGAGGGCCCCGGGGGCCUGGGCCAGGGGGGCGCCGCUGCCACGCUGGGGGGCGACAGCCGCGACGCGGAGGGGAAGUACGAGGAGUACGGCUACAACGCUCAGCUCAGCGACCGCAUCUCCCUGGACAGGAGCAUCCCCGACUACAGGCCCAAAAAGUGCAGGCAGCUGACGUACCCAGAGGACCUUCCUCAGAUCUCCGUGGUCUUCAUCUUCGUGAACGAGGCCCUGUCGGUGAUCCUCAGGUCCGUCCACAGCGUGGUCAAUCACACGCCAGCACACCUGCUGAAGGAAAUCAUCCUGGUGGACGACAACAGCGACAGCGUGGAGCUGAAGUUCAACCUGGACCAGUACGUGAACAAGCGCUAUCCGGGCCUGGUGAAGAUCGUGAGGAACAGCAAGCGUGAGGGCCUGAUCCGAGCCAGGAUUCACGGCUGGAACGCCGCCACGGCUCCCGUCGUCGGCUUCUUCGACGCCCACGUGGAGUUCAACACGGGCUGGGCUGAGCCAAUCCUGACCCGGAUGAAGGAGGAUCACACCCGCAUCAUCCUUCCGGCCAUAGACAACAUCAAGUACAACACGUUUGAGGUGCAGCAGUACGCCAACGCCGCCCACGGCUACAACUGGGGGCUGUGGUGCAUGUACAUCAUCCCUCCGCAGGAGUGGCUGGACAAAGGCGACGAGACAGCCCCUAUCAGGACUCCGGCGAUGAUCGGCUGCUCCUUCGUGGUUGAUCGAGAAUACUUCGGUGACAUCGGGCUCCUGGAUCCCGGCAUGGAGGUCUACGGAGGCGAGAACAUCGAGCUGGGCAUGCGGGUGUGGCAGUGUGGAGGGAGUAUGGAGGUCCUGCCAUGUGCCAGAGUGGCCCACAUCGAGCGCACCAAGAAGCCCUACAACAACGACAUAGAUUACUACGCCAAGCGCAACGCGCUGAGGGCCGCUGAGGUGUGGAUGGAUGAAUACAAAUCCCACGUCUACAUGGCCUGGAACAUUCCCAUGAACAACCCCGGGGUGGAUUUCGGGGAUGUCUCAGAGCGCCUGGCCUUGAGGAAGAGGCUGCAGUGCCGGAGCUUCCGCUGGUACCUGGAACACGUCUACCCGGAGAUGCGGAUCUACAACAACACCAUUACGUACGGCGAGGUGAGGAACAGCAAGGCCAGCGGCUACUGCCUGGACCAGGGCUCGGAGGACGACGACAAAGCCAUCCUCUACCCCUGCCACGGCAUGUCCUCCCAGCUCGCCCGCUACUCCACCGAGGGCCUCCUCCAGCUCGGGCCCCUGGGGUCCACCACUUUCCUGCCCGACACAAAAUGCCUCAUAGACGACGGCAGAGGACGCACCCCCAGCCUGAAAAAGUGUGAGGCCGUUUCAAGGAUCUCCCAGAGGCUUUGGGACUUCACCCAGAAUGGUCCCAUCAUCAGCAGGGACACGGGUCGGUGCCUGGAGGUGGAGAUGUCCAAAGAUGCCAACUUUGGCCUCCGGCUGGUGGUCCAGAGGUGCUCCGGACAAAAGUGGAUGAUACGAAACUGGAUUAAACAUCCCAGGCACUGAAGCCGGAGGACAGAGAGACAGUUUGGACAGCGUUUGGGGUUGGAUCCAGCUGUUCAGAGGAAGGCGGGGACCGGUGGCGCCCCGGUGGGGCUCCUCUCACCACAGACUGCUCCGGGAACCGAGCUUCCCCCCGGGUCGCAGAGCUUUCUGCUUUCCACCACCCACUCGUACAGAAGGACACGACGCUCUCAUGCCGCGCUGAGCCUCACCGUCGGACUCGGCAUCAGGCUGUGGGCACAGAGCGGAGCCGAGCAUCGAGGCGCCUGAGUGCUGCCGCCGCGGCGCUUCACAAACCUUCGAAUUCUUGUAAUUCUCUCGUUUCUAUUGUAAAACUACUAGACUUUGAAGAUGACAACCAGUGUGUGUGCGUGUCUGUUUUUUCCCCGAGUGCAUCUGAGCAAUCAGCAAAAUGUAAUCGCCAUCCGUUUCCACGUGGACGUGAACAUUUGGGGUCAUUGGGGAAACCUGCUGUGGCCGUGUUUUACGGUGGUGGGACGUGAAACGCGGCCGGCGCCGCCUGACGAGCAGCCGCCCCACACAAACCACUGCACCUCUUGGUUUCGUUGGACUGCACCGCUCGCUGUGGACAGGAGCAAUCACGUGCCUUUGUUUCCUCAUUCUUCUGCUUCUUCUGACCAGGGAAUGUCAGUCCCGAAAGCAUGUACAAAGUUAUUUGAAAGGUAUUAAUAUAUAACAAUGUAUAAAACAGUCUACUGAUAGUAAUAUAUUGUAAAAAAAAAGUUCAAAACUGAUUUCCGUCCUCUGAUUACAAUUAGAAUAAUAAAAUCAUUUUUAUGAUGA